Messenger RNA from Macrobrachium nipponense, 2262 nucleotides. Its product is annotated as protein amalgam-like. The record is from RefSeq and is a predicted model, not a curated record. Gene Ontology annotation, cellular component: plasma membrane; axon; neuronal cell body. Bases 293 to 1747 code for a protein of 484 amino acids. Gene Ontology annotation, molecular function: protein binding; axon guidance receptor activity. Lineage: Eukaryota; Metazoa; Arthropoda; Malacostraca; Decapoda; Palaemonidae. The transcript has 12 exons. Gene Ontology annotation, biological process: synapse organization; homophilic cell-cell adhesion.
AAGCCAGUGCCAGUUGCUCGCGUGUUGCCGGUAAGGAAGCAUAUACGCUGCCGUCUCCUCAGUCGCGUUUCCAUCGUUGGCGUUCUGUUCUCUCUCGGGCGACGUUACCAGGAAUAACUACAACUCCUCCAUUUCUGAUGCUAGUUUGUUGUCUGACGAGUUAUGGAACUCCUUAGCACUGAAUAAGCCUGAACAAUAAAUAACUUUUUUAUGAAUAGAUCCAAUAUGUUAGUUUAAUGUUUUCACUGUGAUUGAAGAAGAAAGGUUUGGUACAAAAUAAAAACCAUUCAAGAUGUGGAGCUUUGUGAUACUACUCGAGGCCAUAGUAGCAACAGCACUGGCUAGCGAAGUUGAAACUCAUGACGUCGAAGAAAAUUUACCAAACUUCACGGCAACGCCACAAGAUUUCACUGUAGAGGUCGAUGGAGAGAUAACGUUUCCGUGCGACGUAGAAAAUCUAGGGACCGACGCCUUAAUGUUCCGACACAUCGGAUCAGACGGAGAAACAAAACUGAUCUUCGUUGCUGAAAGAAUACUGAGAGAAAAGGACAAAUUCACCAAGAUCGGAAACUCCUUCGUGCUGAGUGGAGUGAAGAGGCGCCACGCCGGAAAAUACGAGUGCAGAAUCGAAAUGGAGACGGGGCCAGUCAUCCAGGUCAUGCAUACCCUCAACGUCCAGUACCCGGCAUCGGUAAAGCGAAUAAGCCCAGUCGUGCAAAACGUCGCCAAGGGGUCGAGCGUGACCCUCGAGUGCGCUGCUGACGGAAACCCGAAGGCGGCAAUCAACUGGAGUAAACGAAAAGGACACUUGCCCUCAGGAGCUCAAUCUGAAGAGGGCUUCAGUCUGACGCUGGAAAAUGUGGACCGCCACGUGGAAGGAACCUACAUCUGCACAGCCUCCAAUGGAGUAGGACCUCCAUCAUCGACGUCUAUGUCCAUCGAAGUAGAAUAUCCUCCGGAAAUCGUUACUGAGGAGACCAUGUUGCACACGGGAGAGGGCAACAAAGCGAACCUCAUCUGCAUCGUCCACGGUCGACCGUCGCCAACCGUUACCUGGAUGAAAGACGGGAAGCGAAUGACCACCGACGACUUCCUGCAGGACCGGGACGGGUUCCACAAACACACCCUCACCAUCGAAAAGGUAGAGGAGUCGCAUUUCGGCGAGUACACCUGUAUAGCGCAGAAUCGUCACGGGGAGAUACAACAGACACUCAUGCUCACAGGUCUACCUAAGCCUCCCCGAGUGACGAGCAGUCCAGCAGGUGGGGAGAGAACUGCCUACACCAUCACUUGGGAGACUGAAAGUAACUCUCCUAUCACGCAGUAUCGGCUGAAAUACAGGAAAGCUGAGGGGCCCAUGAAUUUCCACGUCCACGGAGGAUGGGACGACCGCCUCUACCCUCCGCGCACUUUGGAAGGAGCAGACUACAUGGGACCCAUCCACCACAUGAGCCACCCACUCAACGAACUCGAACCUGCUACAGACUACGAAGCAAUCGUGUCGGUAGAAAACAAAUUCGGUUGGUCCAACGGCUCUGAGAUCUUCCACUUUUAUACAAGGAAAGAAGACCCCACCACCACCACCACCACUACUACCACCACCACCCUGGCUCCGGAGCCUGAAAACAUCGCUCCCCUACUUGAAGAAGUGGCUGUUGGGCAGUCGGCUAGUGGGGUUUAUCGCCAAGUGCUGUGUGACUCCUUGCUGAUAGUAAUGUUGACGGUACUGUGUGCCUUUGCUUACUAGAAGAAUACAAAGUAUUGCUCUGCCAGAUGGAGACAAAGUGAUCAUCAAAAUUCCUCUAUUAGAAAUGAAUAGAAGUUCAUCGCUGAAACACCGGAGCUGUGUUUUGCAAUGGACUAUGAUAAACGAUAUCCCAUAUCGAUUUAGAUACUUGUUCAUAUAUAUCUAAAAGAUAAAAAAAAUCAAAUAGAUAAACACUUGAGCGACGUUACUAAAAACUGCAAUAAAAGAAAAAAAAUAUAAAAAACUGACUCUCUAUAUGAAAAUAUGUAGGUCUACAUACCAUAGUAGAUAUAAUUAGUUUUAGUCAUUCCUGCCAAUGAAAGCUGUUACAUUCACCAAAGAAGGAUAAAGAAAUAGAAAAGGUAUAUGUUAGUCGAAGUACAGAAAUGAAACAGAUAUAUUAAUAUAAACAAGAUAUAUACACUACGCCAUCAGGACCUGGAAAACAAGUGAUAUAUAUAUAUAUAUAUAUAUAUAUAUAUAUAUAUAUAUAUAUAUAUAUAUAUAUAUAUAUA